Messenger RNA from Didymosphaeria variabile, 2028 nucleotides. RefSeq lists its product as uncharacterized. Bases 1 to 2028 code for a protein of 675 amino acids. Lineage: Eukaryota; Fungi; Ascomycota; Dothideomycetes; Pleosporales; Didymosphaeriaceae. The transcript has a single exon. The record is from RefSeq and is a predicted model, not a curated record.
AUGACAUCGAGCAGCAAAUCGCCCUACGACAAGUACAUAGUUUGGCCGCUUCCUGACAUCUCAAGGACUACGACGAACCGCUUGCCUCAGAUGGCCUCGGACAACUCUUUCAAGCGCUCGAACCUCUUUGAAAAUGUAUGUUCAAAUGCGACUGAUGACACAGAUGCGCACGCUUCCAAGAAGCAGCGCAUAACAGCUGCAGAGCCAAACUGGCAGGAGCAGUUGCAGUCCGCCGCACAUGGUCGACUUCAGAAGUACCAGCAAAUCGGUGUGCAAGAUGAUUCUGCAGAUGAACGAAUGGGUGGAGACAAUGAUUCGGUUGUAGACACAGCGCUGUUGCCCCAGGAACCAGCUACAGUUGAAGAAAAUCGAAUGCGACUGCCACUUCGGUCGACUGCUGCUUCUCUUAGCAGCGAUACGUAUCGCAUGACGCAUGUCGCAAACCCUGCUCCCAACCAGUUCGACCGCGCGACAACGUCUGCACGUGGUCAGAUGGCGCCACCCGCGCUCCCUGCGCCUUCUCAGGAUGCCUCAAGUACUCCAACGGACAGAGUCAUACUAAUUACACCCAACGUCGUCAAGAAGCCAGCUGUGUUCAACAGUUACGAGCACGACUUCCAAGCUCUCACACAAGGCUAUACCGAUGAGCUAAAUUUCACGGCCGUCGAGAUUAUUGUAUUCCUACCGUGGCUCUUCACCAAUAGUUCAAUCGCACGACGCUUCGUCAACAAUGGCAUGGAUAACAAAACACACGCCGAAAUCAUCGAGCAUCAUCGCGUCCAUACGCUGGAGACCACCGAGAUUGCAAAGGGAUACCUCGAUGCCCUGCGGCCUGCAAAUUGGCAGCACAUGAACAGGGAUCGUCUUCGAACACUUUGGAACCGGAAAAACCAAAGGACUCCGGAUGGCUGGAAUGCGACAAAUAUCGCAAUGAACGGAUUCGUACCUGAUCGCAUCGCGAAAGAAGGUUUCCACGCAUCGGCACCGGCAAGCGUGCCAUUCCGCAAUCUCGUGCAGGGGGUGAAGAAACUGCCAACGGGUAACGACGCCGCAGACCUUACCCGCGCAAUUGAAUUUGCGAAUGGCGAUGAAGCGGAGAAGACGUUUCCUGGUCGGGACCUGCUAUUCCCAGAUGACCUAAUCGACAUCUUCAAGGCCAUCGGACAUGCCGUGAUUACAGAGUAUCACCGGGAUGGGAAAAUCGUGACUCGAUAUCGGAAACUCUCUAGGCAGAAAGUGAAUCACGAAGAAAGCGCUACGCCUGGGAGCAAGGGUAAGGGCAGGUUCGGCAAUGAUUCGUCGGCUUCAGGUUCACGACAGAAAUUCAACCACUUUAUCCCAGUUGAGUUUUCUUCUCCGCUGCCGGAAUCUUCCCGUCAAGUCUCGCCUCAGAAGCCAGGGAUAACUCAUUCGCCCUGGUUGUCUGGCCAUGAUACAAAUGCUUCACGCGAUGCCGCUCAACUCAAGCCUUUCGUCAAGCCUGUUUCGCCAAUGGCUCCCAAACCGCUGCCCAAACCGUUGCCCAAACCGCGCGAGCCCGAACGACCAAAUACGGGCGGUUCUUUGCUUCGUAGCGUGGAUAUGCACUCCCUCUCUGACGUCUCCUCCUCUAUCGAUAUGUCCCAUAUUGUAUCCGCGAUUGAGUAUGCCCGUCGACCGGACCAGAAAGACAUCGCCUGGCAUGCAAAUCCAGAGCAUUUUGCACGCAUCAACCGCAUCUUGGAAGAUGAGCUAGGUUCUGCGAUGACUCCCCCUGAUGAGCAAGUUGCUUGGGAACAACACUGGGAGCAGGUCGAGGGUGAGCGGCAGCGCACGAUGGAUGAUGCUAUCACCGCUUUGCAGCAAAAGUAUGGGACUAGUCCCCUUCAACGGGCAUCAUUCACCGCCGAUGACUACGAAGAUCUCUUUGGCGAGCCUGCGCCGAAGGAGAUGAUGGAUUUACGCAAGUCCAACGAGCGAGUUGAUGACAAUCCCACAACCAGUUCCUCCAUGGCGCUCGAAUCCGAUCGUCCAGAUGAGCUGUUGUAG